GGGAGGAUAACACCCAAUAGCUGGAAUGGCGCCGCAAUUUCUAGAUGGGAAGGCUGGCUUCCCCCUUAGUGAGAGUGAUCGUCAGAUUCUCGCCCAGACGGACGACGAGUUUAUCUGCCACGACUGGCAGCAACUGAAGGACAUCAUAGCAAGUAAUCAGCUUGAACUGCUCAAGCGGAAACCAUCCGAUCUACGCCGAUACGCGGCAUGGAGCUCCACUAUCAAAGAGCGAUAUGGGAAUAUAGGAAACUUCAUAUGCAAAGAACGCUUGCAUUGGCCCAUAGACAGAGACCCUCAGACCUUAUGCCAGAACCCGACACCUUUCGCAGAUCCAAGGGAUUAUAAAAUUCUUCGGAAUGACUGGCCGUACGGCCUCGCGCCGGAUAUUACACAUAUGUGUGUAUGGAUUAAGAACAGGAUAGAUACUACUCCUGAAAAUGGAGAUGUCACCGAAGAAUCACGGGCGUUGAUUGACGAUUUCGUCCAUAGAACAUUUACGUCUCGUCUGAGUGGGUUCAGUGAUGCCGCUGAUAGAGUCAUAUGGUUUAAGAAUUGGACCGCCCUGCAGAGUGUAGGAUCUUUAGAGCAUAUCCAUGUGCUUGUGAGGGAUAUUCCUGAUAAAGUUAUUGUGGAGUGGACUGGUGAGGAAGCCAGGGAGCUCUCCCUGCCAAAUGGAACACCUUUGUAGAAAGUUAUAGAAUUUAUAUCGGC
This is a messenger RNA of Trichophyton rubrum CBS 118892, 711 nucleotides long. RefSeq lists its product as uncharacterized. Lineage: Eukaryota; Fungi; Ascomycota; Eurotiomycetes; Onygenales; Arthrodermataceae. The transcript is spliced from 2 exons. Bases 26 to 688 code for a protein of 220 amino acids. Gene Ontology annotation, biological process: N-acetylglucosamine metabolic process. Gene Ontology annotation, cellular component: cytoplasm. The record is from RefSeq and is a predicted model, not a curated record.